UCACUUUGUUACAGAAUAAACUGUGCAUCAAAUAACAGCCUAAAAAUUGAGCAAUGGGGAGGCGUGUCCUAGUGGGGGAGGGUUGAGGCGCGGCAGCUGAUUGGUUACUAGCGCUGUCAAUCAAAAGCAGCCAUGUCAAGUCAAAAAAAAAGCGUUGUCAACUAAUUGCGGAGAAGAAGGGGCUGUUAUUUCGAGGCGCACUGUGUUAAAGUCAGCGGAUGCGUUUAUAAAUGACAGUUAGCCUUGUACCAAAUUUAGGCGCUGUUGAAGUUGCUCAGCAUUAUGUUUCUUUUAUGCGGAUAAUAGCAUUACUGGGACAGUUUGACAUCGAUGUCCUAAGAACGGAAUAAUAAACUGAACCUGCUUCGAAAUUCGCGUUUUAAGUUUGUUCUGGAGAAAACCAGCCAAAUGAUGUCAGGAAAGCAUUACAAGGGUCAAGAAGUCAGCUGCUGCAUCAAAUAUUUCAUAUUUGGAUUUAACAUAAUAUUUUGGUUGCUUGGUGUGGCUUUCCUUGGAAUCGGAUUGUGGGCAUGGAGCGAGAAGGGAGUUCUGUCUAACAUCUCCUCCAUCACGGAUCUGGGUGGAUUUGAUCCAGUGUGGUUGUUUCUGGUGGUUGGGGGGGUGAUGUUCAUCCUGGGUUUCGCUGGCUGUAUCGGGGCCCUGAGGGAAAACACCUUCCUGCUCAAAUUUUUCUCUGUGUUUCUGGGGAUAAUCUUCUUCCUGGAGCUGACCGCCGGUAUCCUGGCCUUUGUCUUUAAAGACUGGAUUAAAGAUCAGCUCAACUUUUUCAUCAACAACAACAUACGAGCCUACAGAGAUGACAUAGACUUGCAGAACCUCAUCGACUUCACUCAGGAAUAUUGGGAAUGCUGUGGGGCGUUUGGAGCAGAUGACUGGAACCUCAACAUCUACUUCAACUGCACAGACAGCAACCCCAGCCGAGAAAAAUGUGGCGUGCCCUUCUCCUGUUGCACCAAAGACCCAGCGGAGGAUGUAAUCAACACACAAUGUGGAUAUGAUGUUCGGGCAAAACCGGACGCAGAGCAGAAGACAUACAUUCAUGUCAAAGGCUGUGUGCCGCAGUUUGAGAAAUGGCUACAGGACAACCUGACGGUAGUGGCUGGGAUCUUCAUCGGCGUCGCUCUGCUGCAGAUAUUUGGAAUAUGCCUUGCACAAAAUUUAAUCAGUGAUAUUGAAGCUGUGAGAGCCAGCUGGGUGCCGCCCCCCUCUUACGUCGCCCGCCGCCCCCCGUCCCACUACAGCAAGAAAGCCUCGGCGUACUCCUGAGGGAGAUUGUCCUGUUUGUUCACAUGAAGUGGCAGCUAGUCUUGCAGACACUCACAGACCUACGCCAGCACGAUUAAGGUAGCGAAUGAUGAACACAAGAUGCACUGGGUUGUGUGUGUGUGUGUGUGUGUGUGCGUUUCCACCGUAACCUUUUACCAUCUGUAAAUAGUGCUACUUUUUCUAGUGUUUUAUGUGUCAAAACGUGUGUAAUGUGAAAAAUGAUGUGUCCACAGAGGUUUGCGUUAACCAAAAAAUGACCACCAUUUGCAGGACUGUAAAAGCAUCACUCAAAACACUUUCCAUCACUUUGACACAAAAUAUACCAUAAUUGAAACCAGGGUCCGGCACGAUUGGCUCGCUAGUUCAGUAUUCAGGACACUAAAAAUCCCCACAAUGCACCGUAAAAACCAGUGAACUAAUGUUAAAUAUCACAUAAACAUAUUAAUAACAACAAAUGAGUUCAUUUGGCAUAAUGACUUUAUUUUAUUAAGCUAGAGUCAGUGUUAACAUCAGGCGUUUAUUUUGUUCAUCUCUCACUCAUCAUUGUAUUGCAUUGCAUUAUACUGUAUGUUUUAAAACUACAGAGCUUUGACAUUAUAUUUUUAUGUAAGUAUUCUGUUAUAUUGUUAUAAGGAUCUCAUUGAUUUAUAUCACAAGAACUUCAUGUUUCGGUCAUACAAAUAUCAGAAACCGCACCAAAUUUAAUGUUUAAUGCUUUUCUCUCUUUGAAUAUGAGCUCCAUAUUCCACUAUUUCAUACUAUGUGAUCCUGAUGUAUCAAAUAUGAUACUCAUCAAAAACACAUGCUUAUUGCAUUUCAAAAAAUUAGAUUUUUUUUUCAUAUGUCUGGCUUUACAAGGUCAAUUAUUAAAAAUAUGAAUACCGACCAUAUUAAGAUUAUAUGAUAUACAUUUAGGCCUAAAUAAUAAUCCAGGAAAUGAAAAACAUGACCGAUAGAAAUAGACGAUGAUGCUGGAAACUUCAGAGUUUGUUGAGUGGGGGGUGAUUAUUUGUGAGCGUCUGAAGCUCAGUCAGGGAGUUUCUCAUUGACGAUGUUUUUUAAUUAUUCUGUUAACACUGGAUCAUGCACUUCAGCUGUAUAUUGCAUUUCACUCUCAAGUAUAAACAUCUGAAGCAAAUCUUGCAGCUUAUGUUCACUAAAACAGUCAGGAAGUCAUUCAAACGUUUAAUUUAGUCAAAUGUUUUUUUGUCCUUGCACUAACAAAUUAGAGAUCCCAGAACAUUUCUUCUGCAGAUGUUUCUCUUUCACAAGCAAUUUCUGAUCAAGAGAACCACGUACCGUGGCAGUAUUUUUCUGUAUGUAUGGACUAAUCAGAAGCUUGUUUGUUGUAAAUAUCCUUGAGUGAUAUCUUAGCACUUUCACAAUGCAAACGCAGUUGGAUGGUGUGACACUCUGUAGCACACUACUGUAUGUAGCACUCAUGGGUAAUUGUACAUCACUAAAACUGCUUUUAACAUGCUUUAUGUCUCUUUUUUUCUUUUCAAGGACAUUCUGAUGUAGCUUUUACAGUUGCAAUGCAUUUUAAAUGUGUUCAUGCUUAUAAAAAGCAGGGAGAGAGGGUUUGAUCUGAAGGUGUGAUGAUAUUAAUGUUGGCGGUUAUUUAGGCUGUGUCAUACACUUACUUGAAGCUCCAGCAAUAAGAACAAACAUUUUCAAUAAAUUAUUUCUCAGCAUUGUAA
Molecule: messenger RNA, 2987 nt
Organism: Sinocyclocheilus anshuiensis
Lineage: Eukaryota; Metazoa; Chordata; Actinopteri; Cypriniformes; Cyprinidae
Gene: tspan5a
Product: tetraspanin 5a
Exons: 11
Coding region: 409-1287 (292 amino acids)
Cellular component (GO): plasma membrane
Source: RefSeq, a predicted model, not a curated record